This is a messenger RNA of Bufo bufo (common toad), 11227 nucleotides long. RefSeq names its product unc-80 homolog, NALCN channel complex subunit (gene UNC80). Gene Ontology annotation, cellular component: axon; cation channel complex. The transcript has 65 exons. The record is from RefSeq and is a predicted model, not a curated record. Lineage: Eukaryota; Metazoa; Chordata; Amphibia; Anura; Bufonidae. Gene Ontology annotation, biological process: monoatomic cation homeostasis. Bases 1 to 10008 code for a protein of 3335 amino acids. Gene Ontology annotation, molecular function: monoatomic cation channel activity.
AUGGUGAAGAGGAAGAGUUCAGAGGGGCAGGAGCAGGAGAGGCAUCGGGGGAUCCCACUUCCCAUACAGAUAUUCCUGUGGAGACAAACUAGCGCAUUCUUAAGACCAAAGCUUGGCAAACAGUAUGAAGCCUCUUGUGUGUCAUUUGAAAGAGUCCUGGUUGAGAAUAAACUACACGGCCUCUCCCCUGCCCUGUCUGAAGCCAUACAGAGUAUCUCCAGAUGGGAAUUAGUCCAGGCUGCUCUACCCCAUGUUUUACAUUGCACAGCCACGCUGCUCUCCAACAGGAACAAGCUAGGGCAUCAGGAUAAGCUUGGUGUUGCAGAAACCAAGCUUCUUCACACUCUUCACUGGAUGCUUCUGGAAGCUCCUCAGGAUUGCAACAAUGAUAGGUUUGGUAGUGACAGAGGCUCCAGCUGGGGAGGAGGUAGCGGUGCUUUCAUCCACCAGGAAAAUCAAGGUUCUCCAGCACAGUCCAGGCAGAGCAACGCAAAUGAAGAAGAUGAGAACAACCGAAGGAAGUUCCUCCAGAAUUCUAUGGCCACAGUGGAGCUCUUUGUUUUCUUAUUUGCUCCUCUAGUUCACAGGAUUAAAGAAUCAGACUUGACAUUUCGCCUUGCUAGUGGACUAGUUAUUUGGCAGCCAAUGUGGGAACACAGACAUCCUGAAGUUCCUGCUUUUACAGCACUGGUGAAACCCCUUCGGAACAUCAUCACAGCAAAACGAAGUUCUCCAUGCAACAGUCAGAACAAAGUGGUGGAUUCCCCAAAGCAGAGCACAGGUUCCACAGAGGGGUUUGAAGUGGUUUCUGAAGUUGCCCAUCCAGGAGACCUAGUACCUCCAAGACCUACUGUAUCCAGCUGCCAGAGAGCCAACUCAUUUGAUGGUUGCACUACAUCCCAAACCUCACAGGGCAGAGGACUGCCCUUUCCAAGACCUUCUUUUGUGAUUCCUCCGUGCCAAAAAUCCCGUUAUGCCACUUAUUUUGAUGUGGCCGUUUUGAGGUGUUUGCUGCAGCCUCACUGGUCAGAAGAAGGAACUCAGUGGUCACUCAUGUACUACCUUUAUCGACUUAGGCAUAUGUUGGAAGAGAAACCAGAAAAGUCUCCUGAACCUGAGGAACUCCCUCUCCCACGGCCUCGCAGUAGCUCCAUGGUGGCAGCAGCACCUUCCCUUGUAAACACCCAUAAAACCCAGGAUAUGACCAAAUGCAAUGAAGAGGACAGGGCACUGGGCACAGAGCCAUAUGCCAAAGUAUCAUUGACUAAUCUUCGAAGAUCUGCAAUACCAGAUCUCUCCUCAGAUAUUGGAAUCAACAUUUUCAAGAGGCUGAGGACCAGAAGAGAUGACAGAGAGCGGAAGGGAUCAAUUCCAUAUCAUCACCAUGGGAAGAAGCGGCAACGUAGGAUAGGGAUGCCCUUUCUACUGCACGAAGACCACUUGGACGUAUCCCCGACCCGCAGUACGUUUUCCUUUGGGAGUUUUUCUGGUAUUGGAGAGGACAGGCGCACUAUUGAGAAAGGGGGCUGGCAAACCACAAUAUUAGGUAAACUUACAAGGCGUGGAAGCUCCGAUACAGCAACUGAAAUGGAGAGCUUGAGCGCAAGGCAUUCUCACUCCCAUCAUACUUUGCUUAGUGAUCUUCCUGACCACUCCAACAGCCAUGGAGAAAAUCCAUCUAAAGAUGUGAGGUCCCAAAUUUCUACCAUAACUGUGGCCACCUUCAACACUACUCUUGCAUCAUUCAACGUUGGCUAUGCUGACUUUUUUGCUGAUCACAUGAGAAAGCUCUGCAAUCAAGUGCCCAUCCCUGAAAUGCCACAUGAACCUCUUGCCUGUGCCAAUCUACCACGUAGCCUCACAGAUUCCUGCAUUAACUACAGCAGCCUGGAGGACACAGACCACAUAGAUGGCACCAACAAUUUUGUCCACAAGAAUGGAAUGCUGGAUCUAGCGGUUGUUCUUAAAGCCGUAUACCUUGUUCUGAACCAUGAUAUCAGUUCCAGGAUCUGUGAUGUAGCCCUGAAUAUUGUAGACUGUCUGCUCCAGCUGGGAGUUGUGCCCUGUGUCGAGAAAAAGAGAAAAAAGAGCGAAAACAAGGAAAACGAACCCUCUAUUAUAUCAGCUUCAGGUAGUGGGGAAAAGAGGCAAAGUGAAGGAAACUUCCAGAUGAAAGGAGCUUCCCGUGGAUCAAGCUGUGGCUUUACAGCUGCUUCUAGUGGUGGAACAGGAAGCGGAGGCGGCGGAGGAGAUGAUGGUGACAGUCAACACAAGAAUGAAAAAAAUGAUGAAAAGGAUGAGAAUGUCCCAGCAACCACCCACAAAUUGGCGCUCACCAUGCUCAUCAAACUGGUGAAAUCAUUAGGCUGUGCCUAUGGCUGUGGUGAAGGUCAUCGCGGGUUGUCUGGAGAUCGUCUAAGGAAUCAGGCACAAAGCUGUCUCACUAAGCUGUAUAAACUGGAUAAAGUGCAAUUCCGGCAAACAAUGAAAGAUUAUGUUAAUAAAGAUUCUCUUAAUAAUGUGGUCGACUUUCUCCAUGCACUUCUAGGAUUCUGCAUGGAGCCAGUAACCGACAAUAGGGCUGGGUUUGGAAACAAUUUUGCAACAAUGGACAAUAAGUCUACAGCUCAAAAUGUAGAGGGUAUCAUCGUGAGCUCCAUGUUUAAGUCUCUGAUCACUCGCUGCGCUUCAACAACACACGAGCUACACAGUCCUGAGAACCUGGGAUUGUACUGUGAUAUUCGACAGCUUGUACAGUUUAUCAAAGAAGCCCAUGGCAAUGUAUUUCGACGGGUAGCACUCAGUGCCUUGCUGGACAGUGCAGAGAAACUGACUCCUGGGAGAAAAUCGGAGGAUUCCCAACAGGAACCAAGAUCUUCAGCAAUCAAAAGACCAGAAGAUUUGAGCGCUCCUGAAAAGGGCCGAGUAUCCUAUGCGCCCGAGGAGUGCCGAAGUUGCAUCUCUAGCCACCCCCCACAGACUCCAGAGCACAAUGCAGAUAACUUAAAUGUUCACCCUGAUCUAUCUCGCAGUGAUGAGCAAAUGCAAGGUGCAGGGUUAGGUCGUAAAGAUUUCUGGCGAAAGGUGUUCAAAUCACAGAGUGCUGCCAGUGACACCAGUAGUCAGUCAGAACCGGACACUUCAGAAUGCACCACGGCUCAUUCCGGUAACACCAACGAGAAGCGUUCAAGAUCCAGAUCCCGGCGGAUUUCAUUACGUAAAAAGCUAAAACUUCCUCUAGGCAAUUGGUUGAAACGUUCGUCCCUCUCUGGGCUCACGGAUGGUGUUGAAGAUCUUCUGGACAUCAGCUCGGUAGACCGUUUAUCAUUCAUCAGACAGAGCUCUAAGAAUGCCGCUGGCUUUAGGAAGAGCUUGCCAGCACAGGAGAUGGGGGAGACAGAUAAAAAGGUGAAAUUUACAAGCGCUGUAAAGUUGUCAGAAGCAGGGCCCGGAUCAGGGAUGGAUGGCGGAAGAGAUGAAGAAGAGAAUUUUUUCAAGCGUCUUGGAUGCCACAGCUUUGAUGACCAUGGUGCCAACAAUCAGGAGUCUGGGAAAAGCAAAAAUGUGGUCAAUUUGGGAGCAAUAAGACAAGGGAUGAAACGAUUUCAGUUCCUGCUUAACUGCUGUGAACCUGGGACUAUACCCGAUGCCUCAAUUUUGGCUGCAGCUUUAGAUUUGGAAGCUCCUGUGGUGGCCAGGGCUGCCCUCUUCCUGGAAUGUGCCCGCUUUGUACACAGAUGUAAUCGGGGAAAUUGGCCAGAAUGGAUGAAAGGACAUCAUGUCAACAUUGCCAAAAAAGGCCUUUCACGAGGUCGCUCCCCUAUUGUGGGCAAUAAACGAAACCAGAAACUGCAAUGGAAUGCAGCCAAGCUCUUCUACCAGUGGGGAGAUGUGAUAGGUGCCCGCCUCAAUGAAAUAUGUCACAGUGAAAGUGAAAGUCCAGCCAAUCUGCUGGGACUUAUCUAUGAUGAAGAAACCAAGAGAAGGCUGAGGAAAGAGGAUGAGGAAGAAGACUUUUUAGAUGACAGUUCUGUAAAUCCAACAAAAUGUGGCUGCCCUUUUGCCCUGAAGAUGUCUGCAUGUCAGCUACUUCUGGAAAUCACCACUUUCUUGAGGGAAACCUUCCCAUGUCUGCCAAGGCCUAGGGCUGAACCUCUGGUGGAUCUUGAGACCUGCCGCCUACGUUUGGAUCCAGAGAUGGACCGGCACCGGUAUGAAAGGAAGAUAAGCUUUGCUGGUAUCUUGGAUGAGAAUGAAGACUCUAAGGAUUCUCUACACAGCAGCAGCCACACCUUGAAAUCAGACACAGGUUAUGAGGAGAAGAAAGUUCCCAGCAGGAAGAUCAGGAUAGGAGGCUCCCGCCUGCUCCAGAUUAAAGGAACCCGCAGUUUCCGGGUGAAGAAAGGGGGCUCCCUGUCCAGCAUUCGCCGGGCCGGCAGCCUAAAGAGCACCAAACUAACACGACAGGACUCGGGGUCCGAGAAUGAGGACAUCCAGCUGUCACAAAGCAGGGACACUGUUACUGACAUAGAAGGGAGUCCUUGGAGCGCUAGUGAGCCCAGUAUAGAGCCCGAUGGAAGCAACAUUGGCACAGAAGAAAGCUACCACCGUAAUAUGUCUUGGCUGCAUGUUAUGAUCCUACUGUGCAACCAACAAAGCUUCAUUUGCACCCAUGUGGAUUACUGCCACCCACACUGCUAUUUACACCACAGCCGUUCAUGUGCUCGGUUGGUAAGAGCCAUUAAAUUGCUCUAUGGAGAUACUGUGGAUUCACUCAAGGAGGACAACUUGGGUAUUGGCUCCGGGCUUAGAGGCAAAAAAAUUAAAGAGUGCUCAGAUAAAUCUUGCCUCCGAACUCCGUCUUUGAAGAAGAGGGUCACAGAAGCAAACUUGGAGGGCAAGAAGGACAGUGGGAUGCUGAAGUAUAUAAGGCACCAGGUUAUGAGCUUGUCUCCUGCUCCUCUGUCUUUGUUGAUCAAGGCAGCCCCUAUACUGACAGAGGAAAUGUAUGGGGACAUACAGCCAGCUGCAUGGGAGCUCCUAUUGAGUGUGGAUGAGCACAUGGCAGGAGCUGCAGCUGCCAUGUUCCUGCUUUGUGCCGUGAAGGUACCAGAUGCAGUCUCCGAAAUGCUAACUUCAGAGUUCACGCAUCCAGAGACAGGGCAGAGACUGAAUGCUAUUCUGAAAUUUCACACACUCUGGAGGUUCAGAUAUCAGGUUUGGCCAAGAAUGGAAGAAGGAGCACAGCAGAUUUAUAAGAUUCCUCCUCCCAGCAUUAACUUCACAUUACCCUCUCCCAUCUUGGGUAUGCCAUCUGUUCCAAUGUUUGAUCCACCUUGGGUUCCCCAGAGCAGUGGAAGUGUUCAAGACCCGAUUAGUGAGGAUCAGUCUAAAUCUUUCUCUGCUCGUGCUGUGUCACGAUCCCACCAGCGGGCUGAACACAUUCUCAAGAAUCUCCAACAAGAAGAAGAAAAGAAGCGUUUAGGCAGAGAGGCCAGUCUUAUCACAGCCAUACCAGUGACACAAGAGGCAUGCUAUGAGCCAACCUGCUCCCCUAACUCUGAGCAAGAAGAAGAAGUAGAAGAAGCCACCAAUCUGAAUUCCCGUCGUCUGUCGGUGAGCCCAUCCUGCACUUCAAGUACUUCUCAUCGCAAUUAUUCAUUCCGCCGUGGUUCUGUGUGGUCAAUUCGGUCUGCUGUGAGCGCAGAAGAUGAGGAGCAUGCAACAGAGCAUACUGCAAAUCACCAUGUGUCUCAACCACCCCAGCCUGUAUUCCCAGCAUGCAUUUGUGCUGCUGUACUGCCAAUUGUUCAUCUGAUGGAGGAUGGAGAAGUCCGUGAAGAUGGAGUGGCAGUGAGUGCCGUAGCUCAGCAAGUGCUUUGGAAUUGUUUAAUCGAAGAUCCGUCCACUGUCCUGAGACAUUUCCUGGAAAAAUUAACUAUUAGUAAUCGACAGGAUGAGCUAAUCUACAUGUUGAGAAAACUGCUGUUAAACAUUGGAGAUUUCCCUGCACAAACAUCCCACAUUCUGUUCAACUACCUGGUAGGGCUUAUCAUGUAUUUUGUACGUACACCGUGCGAAUGGGGAAUGGAUGCCAUUUCAGCAACCUUGACCUUCCUGUGGGAAGUGGUUGGAUAUGUGGAAGGCUUAUUUUUCAAAGACCUGAAGCAAACAAUGAAAAAGGAACAAUGUGAGGUUAAACUUCUGGUGACAGCGUCCAUGCCAGGUACAAAGACCCUAGUGGUUCACGGGCAGAAUGAAUGUGACAUCCCUACCCAGCUGCCAGUACAUGAAGACACCCAGUUUGAAGCCCUGCUGAAGGAAUGUCUGGAAUUCUUCAACAUAUCGGAUUCACAGUCUGCAAAUUAUUUUCUGAUGGAUAAGAGAUGGAAUCUGACUCAUUAUAAUAAGACCUACGUACGUGACAUCUACCCAUUCCGAAGAUCAGUGUCACCACAACUGAAUCUGGUGCAUAUGUCCCCUGAAAAAGGCCAAGAACUAAUCCAGAAACAGGUUUUUACCCGAAAACUGGAGGAAGUAGGAAGAGUUCUCUUUCUCAUAUCAUUGACUCAGAAGAUUCCUAGUGCACAUAAGCAGUCUCAUGUUUCCAUGCUACAAGAAGAUCUCUUGCGCCUGCCAUCAUUUCCGCGUAGUGCUAUUGAUGCAGAAUUCUCACUUUUUAACGAUCCUCAAGGUGGGAAGGAGCUGUUUGGUUUGGACACACUUCACAAGAGCCUGUGGAUAAAGCUUCUUGAAGAGAUGUUUUUGGGGAUGCCCAGUGAAUAUCCCUGGGGGGAUGAGAUAAUGCUCUUCCUUAAUGUUUUUAAUGGAGCUCUGAUUCUUCACCCAGAGGACAGCGCCCUCCUCAGACAAUAUGCUGCUACUGUCAUUAACACAGCUGUACAUUUCAACCAUCUGUUCUCACUCAGUGGUUACCAGUGGAUUCUACCAACUAUGCUGCAGGUUUAUGCUGACUAUGAGAGUAACCCACAGCUUCGCCAAGCCAUUGAGUUUGCCUGCCGACAGUUCUAUGUACUACACCGCAAACCGUUUGUACUUCAGUUGUUCGCCAGCGUUGCUCCUCUUCUUGACCUUCCUGAUGGAGCAAGCAGUAGCUCAUCCGGUAAGGGGGUGUCUUCUCAGUGCCUGUUUGACCUUCUACAGUCUCUGGAAGGGGAAACGCCUGACACUCUUGAUAUACUGGAAUUGGUAAAAGCUGAACGGCCCCUUAAAUCAUUAGAUUUUUGCUAUGGCAAUGAAGACAUGGCUUUCUCCAUUAGUGAAUGCAUCAAGCUAUGUGUGACCGUGGUAGCGUAUGCUCCAGAGUCAUUCCGCAGCCUCCAGAUGUUGAUGGUGUUGGAAGCACUGGUUCCUUGCUAUCUGCAGAAGCUAAAACACCAGACAUCCCAGUUGGAGACUGUUUCAGCUGCACGAGAAGAAAUUGCUGCCACUGCUGCUCUGGCCACGUCUCUGCAGGCCCUCCUGUACAGUGUAGAAGCAUUGACAAGGCCCAUGACUGCUCCUCAAAUGAGUCGAGGUGACCAGGGCCACAAAGGUGCAACAACAGCAAAUCACACAAUGUCAGCUGGAGUCAACUUGAGAGAUAACCUUCACCUCCUGGAAGAAGGUCAAGGGAUGCCCAGGGAAGAACUGGAUGAAAGAAUCGCACGGGAAGAGUUUCGGAGACCACGAGAGUCUCUUCUUAAUAUCUGCACCGAGUUUUACAAACAUUGUGGCCCUAGGUUAAAAAUUCUUCAAAACCUAGCUGGAGAACCACGAGUCAUCUCACUGGAACUGCUAGAUGUCAAGUCACACAUGAGGUUAGCAGAGAUAGCCCAUUCACUCUUGAAGCUGGCGCCUUAUGACACACAGACUAUGGAGAGCAGAGGCCUGAAGCGUUACAUCAUGGAGAUGCUUCCCAUCACGGACUGGUCAGCAGAGGCAGUGCGACCAGCCCUUAUCCUUAUCUUAAAAAGGCUGGAUCGUAUGUUUAAUAAAAUACACAAAAUGCCAACUUUAAGGCGACAGGUUGAGUGGGAACCUGCCAGCAAUUUGAUAGAAGGGGUUUGUUUGACACUUCAGAGGCAGCCCAUCAUUUCCUUCCUGCCUCACCUUAGGUCUCUGAUCAAUGUUUGUGUGAAUCUGGUUAUGGGUGUAGUGGGGCCCUCUAGUGUUGCUGAUGGAUUACCCCUUCUCCAUCUCAGCCCAUAUCUCUCCCCUCCUCUGCCCUUUAGCACAGCAGUUGUCAGGCUGGUGGCCCUGCAGAUACAGGCAUUAAAAGAUGACUUCCCUCUGAGCCAUGUGAUUUCACCUUUCACUAACCUGGAGAGAAGAGAAGGGAUGUUACUAAACCUGCUCAUUCCCUUCGUGCUAACAGUUGGAUCAGGAAGCAAAGAUAGUCCCUGGUUGGAGCAGCCUGAAGUGUUCUUGCUGUUGCAGACUGUGAUAAACAUUCUUCUUCCCCCACGUAUUAUCAGUACUUCCCGCAGUAAGAACUUUAUGCUGGAAAGCUCACCAGCUCACUGCUCCACCCCAGGAGAUGCUGGGAAAGACCUGCGCAGAGAAGGGCUUGCUGACUCCACAAGUCAAGCUGCCUAUCUUGCUCUGAAGGUUAUUCUGGUCUGUUUUGAAAGGCAACUGGGAAGUGAAUGGUAUCAGCUUAGCCUACAAGUGAAAGAGAUGGCCCUCAGGAAAGUUGGUGGUUUAGCUCUAUGGGACUUCUUGGACUUCAUUGUAAGAACAAGGAUCCCAAUAUUUGUACUCUUGAGACCCUUCAUCCAGUGUAAGCUGUUGGCACAACCAGCAGAGAACCAGGAUGAGCUAAGUGCACGUCAACACAUAGCAGACCAGCUAGAGCGACGCUUCAUCCCACGGCCUCUGUGCAAAAGUUCUCUCAUCAAUGAAUUUAAUAGUGAACUGAAGAUCCUUAAGGAGGCCGUACAUAGUGGAUCAGCAUACCAAGGGAAGACGUCCAUCAGCACAGUUGGCACCUCCACCUCAGCUUAUCGCUUGAGUUUGGCCACAAUGUCUCGCUCCAAUACAGGCACUGGGACUGUUUGGGAGCAAGACAGUGAGCACUCACAGCAAGCCUCUCAGGACACACUAAGUCGUACGGAUGAAGAAGAAGAAGAAAAUGACUCUGUGAGCAUGCCCAGUGUGGUAAGUGAACAGGAUGCUUACCUCUUGAGUGCCAUUGGUAGAAGACGUUUCUCAAGUCACACAUCCAGCUUGUCUGUCCCCCAGGCUGAGGGUGGCAUGCUUCCCAGCCAAAGCGAACCUAAUGUUCUUGACGACUCCCAUGGCCGUGAUGGCGAGAUCAGCCUGUCUAGGGUAGCCAGUGUGCAGAGUGAACCAGGUCAUCAGAACCUUCUCAUUCAACCACCAUUGGGAAGGAAGAGAGGUCUGAGGCAGCUACGAAGGCCUUUACUUUCACGCCAGAAAACUCAAACUGAACCAAGGAGUCGUCAUGGGGCAAGACUGUCAACAACUCGCAGAAGUAUACAGCCCCGUGCCAAGCAAAUACGUGAAGAAGAUCAAAAAACAGUGGAUCAGAAAAGAUCAGUAACCUUUACUGAAAACCAGCCUCAGCCUUCUACAUCGCAUGCUGAGGUUCCUCCAUUACCCUCACGUUCUGGCUGUAGUCCUGCUCCAUCUGUCAAACAAGCAUCUUCAGAAAGUCCUGUUCUCAGAGCCUCUCCAUCGAUCACUGUGGCUGAUCUCCACAGCCAGACUGACAGUCAGAGAAGAUCCCACUUCCUGGGGAGGGAAGACUCAGAGUCCAGUCGGGGAGCAGCAGUCCCUCUUCUCCACAGCUCCCCGUCCUUCCAUCUCUCUGAUCCUGAAGACUUUGGUGGUCUGGAAACUAGCAGCUUGCUUCAGUACACAGACACCGUUCUCCACAUCACUGAGGACAAUGGGAUGGAGAACCCCCUUGUGUCAGGACAUUUUCAUUUCAGUCAGAUUGAACUUGGGGAGACGGACAUUGAUUUGGAUGAAUCUCAUGUUUAGCCUUGAGAUUUUGUCAGCUACAUUCUUCUCUGUUGACUGUGCUUUGUUUUCUCACUCAUGCCUAUAGACAAAGUGCAAAGCACUUUCUGGCCCUCCCUUGUAAUCCUGUUGUGUUUGCUUAGGAGGGUGUCCGUGAAUAUGCUGCUUAUCUGAUUUGCUGCUUUGUUUUUGGGUGAACAUAGUUAAAUAUGCUGCCUCACGUAGGACCAAAGAAUGCAAAUGAAAUCCCAACCGUAGCCAACCCUACCUGUAUGUGAUUUACCUGUGACCCAUCAAUACCAGAGCACACCCCAGACCGAGCGUAUGUGAUUCCACGUCAGUGCUGCUUUACACAGUGAUUGAGAGGCCUUACAUGCAACUAGAACAUUUCUUAGUUAUCGAUACCAUAUCAAUGCUUUGCAAUGUUUCUUUCUAUUGUAUUAAUGUUAUAGAAAUUACAUUUUUACAGAAGGGAAACACAAUGUAACAUAUUCACGGAGGUGGUAACGGAGCGAAGGAAAUUAUAUCAUAGUCUUAAAAAGUAACUUUUUAUGCAGAUGCUUCAGAUAUUCGGUGUUUCCUGCCAUAUUUUACACUGUAAUGCAUUUAGCAUUUUGAGGGUUGAUUCCCCGAAUCCAUAAGACAUAUACAUGGCCUUAUCUAUAAACAUUGGGUUGGUUGUAGAGAUAUCAAUCCCAGAUGGGCCUCAGCACUUUAGGAGUCAUAACUGGGCCGAUGGUUCACCCAGCCUGCCCUAUACGAAUGAAUAUAUUUUAUAAUGCAUAUAGAUUCUAUAGAAUUUGAAAUCAUGUGAUGAUUUUAUAGUGGAGUCCAGGACAUCCCAGCUAGUUUUCUGGAAGGGGUAGGUUCACAUGGGACGGAUACGCGCUGUGGAUCUGCCCCUGUAAAUUUGCGUGCAGCAAAUUCUCCUCAUUUUACAGUAUCAGCAAUGUGGAUGAAAUGUUAUCGACACACUGCAGAAAAGAUCCCCAGUGCAAAUUGACCUGCAUGGCAAACUUUAAAUCUACCUGACCUUUAAGGACAAUCAUCAGCAAAGUCUGCAGCAAAUCAGCAGUGGACAUUCUGCAGGAGAUCUCUCAAUGAUUUUGCUGCAGAUCAGCCAUUUUCACCAAAUUCACAUAUAUUUUUUUUAAAUACUACGGAACUUCUGCAUACAAAUCCUCAGUGCCAAAUCUUCAGCGUAGUCAUGCCAUAUGGACAACAUCUUAAAAUUGUCAAG